AUGAUCUCGGAUUUCUUCUACCCCCAGCCAGGAGGUAUGGAGCUUCACAUCUACCAUCUCUCGCAGAAACUCAUUGCGAGGGGUCAUUCAGUGGUCGUGAUUACCCACGCUUACGGUGACCGUACUGGGGUGCGUGUGCUAACAAACGGACUCAAAGUGUAUUACGUUCCGUUUCUGGUCAUCUACAGACAAACAACUUUCCCCACGGUCUUUUCAUUCUUCCCCAUACUUCGCCAGAUCUUCAUUAGAGAAAAUAUCGAUUUUGUCCACGGCCACGGCACCUUCAGCUCCAUGUGCCACGAAGCCAUAUUGCACGCCAACACAAUGGGAAUCAGAACGGUGUUCACAGAUCACUCUCUCUUUGGUUUCUCCGACGUGGGAUCCAUAUUGGGCAACAAGCUGUUGAAGUUCACUUUGACAAACGUCGGUCACGUGAUAUGUGUCAGUCAUACGUGUAAGGAAAACACGGUGUUGCGUGCCAGUUUGGACCCGUCGUUGGUUUCUGUGAUACCCAAUGCAGUGAUUGCAGACGAUUUCCGUCCCGCAGAGGUUAAACCGUCUUUGAAUAAGAUCACUGUGGUUGUUAUUUCCCGACUGUUCCAAAAUAAAGGAGCGGAUUUGUUGACUGCUAUUAUUCCUCGACUUUGUGCCUCUCGACCAGAUAUCCAUUUCCUGAUCGCAGGAGAUGGACCAAAGUUCAUCGACCUGGAGCAAAUGCGAGAGAAGCACCAGCUUCAGGACCGAGUCGAGCUGAUUGGAAGCAUUCGUCAUCAGCAGGUGCGAGACGUUAUGGUUCAGGGACAUAUUUAUUUACAUCCGUCUUUGACAGAAGCAUUCGGAACGGUCUUGGUCGAAGCAGCUUCAUGUGGACUGUUGGUCGUGACUACCAAAGUUGGAGGAAUCCCUGAAGUUCUACCGACCAAAAUGACGGUUUUCGCCAGUCCAGACGAAGACUCUCUUGUGGAUGCUGUCAACUCUGCAGUUCGAAAACUGAAAGAAAACAAAAUUGACACAUCUAGCUUCCAUAACGAAGUCAAGAAAAUGUACGAUUGGGGAGACAUUGCAAAAAGAACAGAAAAGGUCUACAACAUGGUCUACCAAACAGAACCCAUCACGUUGGUGGAUAAACUGAUCAGAUAUUAUAAUUGUGGUCCAUGGGCAGGACUUCUAUUUAUUUUGUGUUUGGUCGUGGACGUGUUUCUUCUUGAGAUCUUCAAUUGGUUGUGGCCGGAACAUGAGAUCGAUAGGGCAAGGAAGUGGCCACGCAAGAACAAAUCCGAGGAUGAAUGA
Molecule: messenger RNA, 1290 nt
Organism: Ogataea philodendri
Lineage: Eukaryota; Fungi; Ascomycota; Pichiomycetes; Pichiales; Pichiaceae
Exons: 1
Coding region: 1-1290 (429 amino acids)
Biological process (GO): GPI anchor biosynthetic process
Cellular component (GO): glycosylphosphatidylinositol-N-acetylglucosaminyltransferase (GPI-GnT) complex
Molecular function (GO): phosphatidylinositol N-acetylglucosaminyltransferase activity
Source: RefSeq, a predicted model, not a curated record